AUGGAACGUUCAGUCCUUGAACGUCUUGAUUUUGGGAAGAUGGGAUUCGGGUGCAAGCAUUACAGAAGAAGAUGCAGGAUUCGAGCUCCAUGUUGCAAUGAGGUCUAUUCUUGCCGUCAUUGUCAUAACGAGGCAACGAGCAUGCUGAAUAAACCUUUUGAUCAUCACGAACUCGUUCGCCAGGAUGUUGUACAUGUUGUUUGUUCAGUUUGUGACACAGAGCAGCCAGUUGCCCAGGUUUGUACAAACUGUGGUGUCAGAAUGGGAGAAUAUUUCUGCAGCAUCUGCAAAUUCUUCGAUGAUGAUACCGGGAAACUACAGUUUCAUUGUGAUGAAUGUGGGAUAUGCAGAGUUGGUGGUCGUGAGAAUUUUUUCCACUGCAAUAAGUGUGGGUCUUGCUAUUCAACUAGUCUUCGUGAUAAUCAUUUGUGUGUGGAGAACUCCAUGAGGCAUCAUUGUCCCAUUUGUUAUGAGUACCUCUUCGACUCAUUGAAAGACACUGCUGUUAUGAAAUGUGGUCACACAAUGCAUUCUGAAUGUUACCAUGAGAUGAUAAAGCGUGACAAUUAUUGUUGCCCCAUAUGCUCCAAGUCGGUAAUUGACAUGUCUAGGACAUGGAAGAGAAUUGAUGAAGAGAUUGAAGCAACUCUUAUGCCCGAUGACUAUCGGCACAGAAAGGUUUGGAUACUCUGUAAUGACUGCAAUGACACAACUGAAGUUUACUUUCACAUUAUUGGGCAUAAAUGUGGUCACUGCAACUCAUAUAAUACUCGUGCUAUAGCUCCUCCUGUUCUUCCUCGAUGA
Messenger RNA from Sphenostylis stenocarpa, 804 nucleotides. The record is from the annotation of a GenBank genome assembly. NCBI's taxonomy places the organism in Eukaryota, Viridiplantae, Streptophyta, Magnoliopsida, Fabales, Fabaceae.